AUGAGAGUAUAUUUUUUGACAGCCUUGCCCCUCUGAAUAGAAAAAAUGACCUAUUGUCCCUCAUAUAAUAAAUAAAUCAAGUUCAUUAUUUCUCUCUCAUCUUUACUGUCUCUCCUACUUCCCUCAACUCACAACUGUCUCUCCUACUUCCCUCAUUAUUUCUGAUCGAUGCAUCCCGAAGAACGCAGACCACCUACAUCGUCGAUGAAUACUCCACCCGUUCGUCCACCCACGAAAUCUACGACGAGCAACACAGCUAAUAAGGGGAAAUCGAAGAUGCAUCCAUCUACUAUUCCUUCUCCUCCUUCAAAUCAGGUGAGUUUAAUUAAAAAAAAAUAGAUUAGUUUUGUUUAUCCUACUUUCCUCUCCAAUCUCUGACCCAUUAACUUUUUGAUUCAAACAAGUCGGCGUCGGCACUAGGCCGUGAUUGUUAUAUUAAUUCCUUAAUGCUAGUGUGUGGUUGUGUUCUGAAACAAUUUGUUUUAUCUACUUUGAUUUGGGCCAGUUGCUCAAUGUCUAGAACUCCUAAAUUUAAAGACCCUGUUCUACAAAUUAAGCAAAUUUUGAUAAGAAUAAGUUUUAUAUAAGUUAGUUUACAGAUGUUAAGAUAAAUGAAAUGAUUAAAAAAGUUUAAACACUUGACUAAAAUCAUGUAAAAAAUAAAUUUGCAAGAGGAAAUAUAAGUUGCUGCUUGGUUUUGAUAAUGCAAAGUACUAUCAUCAAGAAGAACCGGCUGGGUUUUGAUAAGUACUAUAUUUUGAUAAUGCUACAUCCUACUAAGAAUUAUUUUGGUAAUGCAAAGUACUAUCAUCAAAGUAUUAUAGAAUAUAUGAUGAUCAUUAAGUUACAAUUUGUUAAACCACUUUCUAACUAACACAUCCUAAUUAUUUAUUACUUCCCUUGAAUAAAUUGUUUGCCAAAUUUUGACUCAACCAAACAUAGAACAGAGAGGCAAUUCAAAAUAUUUGUAUACUAAAUUUUUGAUUAGAGAGGCAAUUCAAAAUAUUUGUAUACUGAAUUUUUUAUUACUUUCAUAGAUUAUUUUUUAUCCUAUGUUAGUUGUUUAUUUGUUAUAUUUUUCAAUCUAAUCUUAUGGAGUUAGAUGAAUGAGCAAAAAGUGAAGAGAUCAAAAGCGACGUGGGAUGAUGAAUCAACUUGAUAAAACAACCCCCUAGAAUUUCAUUGUGUUCUGGAUGGCAAUGGGUACAAGAAGUGCUUUCAACUCCAGGUGAGAGUUAUAGGAUGUUUAGAAUGGAGUCUGAUGUGUUCUGUAGUCUUGCUAAAUUGUUGAAAGACGAUUAUGGUUUGAAGUCUACUAGGACCAUGUGUUCUGAAGAAUCACUUGCAAUGUUUAUAUAUUUAUGUGCUCAGUUUCAAUCAAACCGUAAUCUGCAAAAUAGGUUUAAACAUUCGGGGGAAACAAUCAGUAGAAAAAUGAAUGAAGUUCUUAAAGCUAUGACUAAAUUUUCUAGAGAUAUUGUGAGAGCUUCUGAUCCAUAUUUUAGGGAGGUCUCGGUCAAAAUACGAGGUAACUAUAAGUAUUGGCCACAUUUCAAGGAUUGUAUUGGUGCCAUUGAUGGGACUCACAUCCCAUGUGUUGUUCCGGAAGAAGAUAGAAUUCCUUACAUAGGGCGUAAAGGGCACCCAACUCAAAAUAUUCUGGCAAUUUGUGACUUUGACAUGUUGUUUACAUACUUUGUUGUUGGGUGGCCUGGAUCCGUUCAUGACAAUCGUGUUUUAAAGAAUGCAAUGGAUAAUCCAAAGAAGGCGUUCCCUCAUCCACCAGAAGGUAAAUAUUAUGUUGUUGAUGCGGGUUAUCCUAAUAUGAAAGGAUUUUUGGCUCCGUUUAAAGGCCAACGAUAUCAUAUUCCUGAUUAUCGCCGUUCAACUCAACCUCCAACCGGUUAUUACGAAGUCUAUAAUUAUAAACACUCUUCAUUAAGGAAUGUGAUUGAGCGAACAUUUGGAGUAUGGAAAAGUAGAUGGAGGAUACUAUCCAUGAUGCCAAAUUUUCCACUAGAAACACAAAACAAGACUGUUGCUGCAACUAUGGCUAUGCACAACUACAUUAGAAGACAUGCACUUGAAGAUUUGGAAUUCGACAAAUGCGAUGCGGACCCAAAUUAUAUUCCUGUGGUGGAAGAAGAUGCUCAAGAUAUUGGUGGUGGUUCUUCGAGUACUUUACGAGAAGAUCACGAUGGCUCAAUGGAUGAUGAUAGCAUGGAGUCUGUCCGGCACAACAUUGCAUCUUCUAUGUUGAAACAAGAUUUGCAAGAGCAAUGUGUAUAAAAUGUUAUUACUAGU
Messenger RNA from Spinacia oleracea (spinach), 2304 nucleotides. RefSeq lists its product as uncharacterized. The record is from RefSeq and is a predicted model, not a curated record. Bases 1243 to 2289 code for a protein of 348 amino acids. The transcript is spliced from 3 exons. Lineage: Eukaryota; Viridiplantae; Streptophyta; Magnoliopsida; Caryophyllales; Amaranthaceae.